Molecule: messenger RNA, 964 nt
Organism: Umbelopsis ramanniana AG
Lineage: Eukaryota; Fungi; Mucoromycota; Umbelopsidomycetes; Umbelopsidales; Umbelopsidaceae
Exons: 6
Coding region: 97-912 (271 amino acids)
Biological process (GO): mitotic sister chromatid segregation; mitotic cell cycle; kinetochore assembly
Cellular component (GO): nucleus; chromosome, centromeric region
Source: RefSeq, a predicted model, not a curated record
CAGGGCGGGGCAAGUCACACCGUCACGCAUUUACAAUAAAUUUCUCCACUGCACGCGUCGUGUCUCCGCCUAACUUGCGCCUGUUUUUCUUGAGCAAUGUCACCACCAACGACAGUGGUGCGUCGGUACCAUCAACUCGAACUCAUCACAGAGCACCUGGGAUAUCUGCCUGUUCGCUUCACCGACGACUUUUACAACGCUUGCAUAGGAUGCAUGGCCAAAGCUGUCGAAGGAGUUGAGGCUUUCGUUUCAACACUUCCCGGUGAUGAGCGCAAGAAAAUGGAGGGCGUGGAAAAAUUCGAUACCCUGCUGGAUAAUGCUUUCGAUAAGCGGUUUGUCGUAUUUGAAGAGUUUGUGUUCAACAAUAUCUUUCGAUUGCCUGAAAACCUGCCCAUUACCCUGAGCCAUAACAAGGGUCUAAACUUCACAUAUACCCAAGCCUACGAAGAUCAUUUAGACAAGGAGCUCGAAGAUUUGCGAAAGAGUGUGAUUGCUCAAAAGGCUUUGCAAUUCAAGCUCAAGAACCAGAUCAAAUCAACAGAACGUUUGACCCAGCGACUGGAAAGUUGUCAAAAGGAAAUGGGAUUUUUGACCACCAUCCCAAAGCAACACGGAUUAACCCAAAUCGGUGAUACCAUCGACCUUGUUUCAAAUCAGCUGCAAACGUUACAAAACCUAAUGGCACCACUGCAAGAGUUCAUGGCAGAUCCAGAGAAGAUGGCCUUAGUUGCAAAAGAAGAUCAGCGAACACAGUACAUAAAACGAGAUGUUCAGCGGCAGUUGCGUAUGUAUAGCGAGGCGGAUCUGGAGGAUGAAGCGUUCCAUACUUUGGUCCGACAGGAGCUUUCUGAAAAGACAAGUCAGAUUGCAAGCUUGACUGAUUUACAGGCACUCAAAGAGCUUUAUCUCUAAAGAAAAUCCCCCCGUCUCCAAUUGUAUAUCUAGUUCCCAUGUAUUUGUAUAA